AUCGAUGUACAUGCAUGCUGCGGGCAGAUAAAGCUUGAUAUGACCAUAUGAUAUGACUCAGUCAACAAUGUCGUCAAUCAAUGGAGUUAUUUCCUAAUCUACACAUACCUCAAAUAUCUAUGACUAUACGGCUAUAUCUAACAGAAAAUGACACCUGUUUAAUAAGUAAGCAGAUCUUUGUAUAAAGCGUAUAGACGUGUCUUUGUUCAGCGACGAACGGGUCAGGCUGUUGUGUGUUAGGGUGCUCUGUGAUUCCAAGCGUCUUGUGUGUGGUUGUCAUCAGUUGACGACACGUUGCCGUUUAUGUAGUGAAGAAUGAAGAUGCUUCAUAGAUGCUUUGCGUCUAUAGUAUUCGCUACAAUUUUGUUUGCUUUGACGAGCAAUGCUUGUAAAGAUGGUCUGGUCUCGACUUGCUCAAGAGGAAAGCGCACGCUCCACGAGUUCAAAGAUCAGUCACUUCUGGGAGAUAGGAACAUCUCGUUCUCGCAAAAUGCAGAUCAAAUCGUCAUCAUCACGAACGUCGCGUCGUUUUGAGGCUUUACCGUACCACAGUAUCACCAAAUGAAUGCAUUACUUGACGAAUUCGACGACGCCGUGUGUCCUUUGAAAAUCUACGGAGCCCCGUGUAAUCAGUUUGGUCUGCAAGAGCCUGGCGUAGGAAUUGAAAUAGUGCAUACAAUAGAGUAUGUGAGGCCAGGUCACGGCUUCAAGCCGAAGUUGGAUUUGUUGGCAAAACGUGAUGUCAAUGGGAAGAAUGAAGACGAACUCUUCGCCUGGCUUAAGUCUCUGUGUCCAAAUCCUUCCACCAUGAUCGGCGAUCCGAGCGGUUUUUACUUCUCUCCAAUUCGCACCACAGACAUCACGUGGAACUUCGCGAAAUUUCUGAUCGACCAUCGAGGACGUCCCAAAAAACGAUACGAGCCGUCCUUCAAACCGCUGGACAUGAAGAAGGACAUACAGGAAUUGAUGGACGAGUGCAAGCAGGCCAGAAAACAUGAAGGAAUCUCUCGUGAUAUCUUCCAAAUUGAUGUUUAGUUUGCACACUUAUAGUAAGACAGCCUCACACUUAGUAAAUCUGGUCCGUAGUUAGACCGCUUAGUUGGGGGGGGGAGCUUGUUAUAUUCAUAUACAGGGUGUGUCAAAAAAACGCAACGCUUAAAUAUGCAAGAAUAUUAAUAUUGUUCUAAUGGCAAUAUAACGUAAUUUAUAACGUUUACAACGUAAAAACAACGAAAACUUUUUGUUCUGUUGUCAGCUGCAUCAUAGCUCAGCUAAAAUGACUUUUAGCAUUUUAAAUGAAGGAUUAAGAGCCAUUUUCAAUUCCCAGAAGUGCUUAUCUAUUGCGCUUUAGAGCUGUAUUAAUGUUCUUGCAUAUUUAAGUGGUUGCGGUUGUUUUGAGAUACCCUGUACUGUAUACAGGGUGUCUAGAAAAAAACGCAACCACUUAAAUAUGCAAGAAUAUUAAUAUUGUUCGGGUUUGCACCACAG
Molecule: messenger RNA, 1488 nt
Organism: Dendronephthya gigantea
Lineage: Eukaryota; Metazoa; Cnidaria; Anthozoa; Malacalcyonacea; Nephtheidae
Product: glutathione peroxidase 2-like
Exons: 2
Coding region: 562-1035 (157 amino acids)
Biological process (GO): response to oxidative stress
Molecular function (GO): glutathione peroxidase activity
Source: RefSeq, a predicted model, not a curated record